AUUAACGCGGGACCGUGUGAGACAUGAAUCCGUUGAAACCACGUCCACGGGUGAGAAAGGUAGCGUUAGAAAGUCAACAGAGGGUAUAUGAUGGCUCGAUUUCAUCAAACGUGUAAUAAAUAAACCUGUACGCAGUUUAGCUUCGUUUGUUGAAGUCGGUGUUAUUCGUUCACUGUACUGUUUACCAAACGUUUGCUAGCUAACAUCCGCUAAUCAGCUGACUGAGCUCGGUUUCUAAAUGGACCCGACGGAGGACUUGUCUGCUCGGGUCUUGCUGAAACAUAUUCUCAGCACCGACCCACCCAGGUCUCCCAUCACCCGCAGUUCCUCCAAAGCCCAGAGUGCCAGUGCAAGCAGGCGCAGCAGCAGACUGAGUAACAAAGAUGCUGGUGCCCAAACCCCACAGGGCCUCCUAAGGCGCAGCCUGAAACAUAAAAUACGUGAGAGUAUAACCAGGAAAUCCCUGCCUGCUACUAAAAGGAGGACCGCCUCAGUUGUGCUCAGAAAGACAAACACGCCUGCUCCAUCCUCGAUGCUGUUUGACGAUGGAGACACGCCGAGGCACAUACUCAUGAACAUCCUGCGGACCGAGCCUGUGAGGUCCCCAGUGGUUCAUGAGAAAGCUGCCUCAGAAGAGCCACAGCCGUCUUCUGCCAACUCCAGUAUUACCAGCAAGCGUCCAAGUAUCGAACUGUCAGGGUUCGACUUGCCUGAUAUAACUAUUGGCAACGCAGCAAGUACGGCGAAGGGACUGAGCAGAAAGAGACCACGUCGGAGCCUUAAUGUAACAGCUUUUGAAAAGCGUCUUAAAGAUGGAGAUGGUGUUGAAGAGGAAAAUGAGGAAUCAGUAGGGGACCAUUCAUCACUUUCUUUGUCAAGUUCUACCUCUCUGAGUCUAAAAACACCCUUUGUGGAUGUUCGGACAGAGAAAAAGGGCCUGCAGAGAAGAGCAUCAAACCGUCGGAUAAUCUCAGAGGAAGAAUUUGGAGCUGCUGUGAAUAAAAGGCAGAUGGGAGGACCGAGCAGCUUUGCGCAGAUGGAGUGUCUCAAUGAGACCACCUUCUCUGAGGGCUUCACUUUGGGCCUAAGCAAACUCAGUGAACCUGAUAUCACAACUGAUAUCCUCCACUGUAACACGGCUCUCUACGCCCAGCCCGAUGCCAUGACCUCCAACUUUUCCAUUGUUGCGACUCAGGACAAGCCCACGGUGAUGGCGUCUCAGCUUCAGAGGCAGAUGAUAGAGGAGGAGGAGGAGCAGACGGAAGCGGAGCAGAGCAAGCCGGAGAAGGAGAAAUCAAUGUAUCUGUUUCCAACUGAAGAGGGAGUUGUGGCAGAACCUCAGAAUGAAGAAUGUUUUUCUCAGUCCGUGGAUAAUGGGACAGCAGAUGUUCAACCUGAAGAUCCUGAAGAAGCAGCAGCCAUGAGGGGGGAAGAGGAGGAGAAUCGAGUGGAAGCUGAAACAGAAGAGGAAGACUAUCAAAACGAAGAAAAAGAAGGCGCAGUUGACUCUCAAACUGAAGAAGAUAUAGAAGAGGGUGGAGUUGAUUCCCAGCCUGAGGAGGAUGUUGCAGCCAGGUCUCAGUCUGAAGACGAGGAGGUUGCGGCUGACUCUCAGAUGGAAGAAGAUGUUGAAGAAGGUGCAGUGGACUCUCAGAUUGAAGAAGAAGGUGCUGCUGAUUCUCAGUUUGAGGAGGAUGUGGCUGAAUAUCAAGAUGAUCCUGCAGCCAGUUCACAGUCUGAAGAAGAAGAUGGUGGUUUGGCUGAUUCUCAACCUGAAGAUGAGCAUGAUGGAGAGCUGAGGGAAGAUGACGAACCGCCAUCGGAACAGCUGCAAUGUGACUUAGAACACAUCAGUCGAAGGGCUCAUCUCUCGGGGGAUGGAGUCGUGCCUGUAACAGAAGCAGGCAGGGAUUUAGCAGAUACCACAGAUGCAGCGUGGUCUGAUGGCAAGUCCAAAGCACUCAGUGCUAUUGAGUCCUCAACCAAAGGACAAAUGGGUGCCUUUUACACAGAGGCCGAGCCCAAGUCGGAUAAAGAGGGCUCCUUUCAUCUAUCAAUUGAUGACCUGAGUGACAAUUCACCUGAAGAAGCUGCUGCUCAGGACCCUGCUGAACAGGAGGAGGAGUGGGAGGAUGAAGAAAAUGAAGAAAAUGAAGAGAGUGAAGAGGUCCCAAGCAAGACUCCAGCAUUUGUCCGAGAGAAAAGGAACAUGUUUCAUCCUGAUCCUCUGGCCUCACCUUCUGUUCUUAAGAAUGUUCAAACCAGCAGUACAAGUGAAAGUUUGCCUGCAGCUAAACCUAAGCAGGUGAGAAAAGUGAGGACAGGGCCAGCUAAGAAGCAAACAGGCCUUCCUAAGAGCUACCUUAUGGGCGUGUUUAAGCACUUCGCCAAAACAAAGGUCUCUGCAGACGUUUACCCUGUCCUCAAAGAAACAAUGGAUAAAUUCUUUGAGCGGAUGGCAGAGGACUUGGAGACGUAUGCCGUUCACGCAAAGAGAAAAACCAUAGAGGUUGAAGAUGCUGAACUUCUGUUGAGAAGGCAGGGCUACGUGAAUGAUAAGGUGCCGGUGGAAGUGCUUAUUGAAAAAUAUCUUCGUAUGGACCAGCGCAAGCUCCUGAUCCCCAUUGCAACCAGUGGAAAUGUCGUCAUCCCUAAAAAGCGGAGAUGAGUGUCUUAUUUACGGCUACAUUUUGUUUUAUCUGGUUUCAUUUUGGGGGAAUUUUAGUUGUAAUGCAUUUGAUUUGGACAACUGAUAUCUCCUUUUUAAUCAGAAUAUAAAGGUUAUCUGUGAAUGUGUAAAUAUUUGUCAACAUACUCUUUACUAAGACUUCAGUUUUGUAUGUCAUGUCUGUUUAACUUUUUAUCUGUAUUAUUAUACUGUGGGGUCAAGUCUGAGUGGUGAAAUAAAGUUAUCUGAUUCAUUUCUUGA
Messenger RNA from Dicentrarchus labrax (European seabass), 2929 nucleotides. It is a transcript of the gene cenpt, whose product is annotated as centromere protein T. The transcript has 14 exons. The coding region runs from base 239 to 2668 and encodes 809 amino acids. NCBI's taxonomy places the organism in Eukaryota, Metazoa, Chordata, Actinopteri, Moronidae. Gene Ontology annotation, biological process: chromosome segregation; kinetochore assembly; mitotic cell cycle. Gene Ontology annotation, cellular component: kinetochore. The record is from RefSeq and is a predicted model, not a curated record. Gene Ontology annotation, molecular function: DNA binding; protein heterodimerization activity.